This is a messenger RNA of Zingiber officinale, 1507 nucleotides long. Its product is annotated as transcription factor AS1-like. Lineage: Eukaryota; Viridiplantae; Streptophyta; Magnoliopsida; Zingiberales; Zingiberaceae. The transcript has 2 exons. The coding region runs from base 342 to 1361 and encodes 339 amino acids. The record is from RefSeq and is a predicted model, not a curated record.
CUCGCGUGCGCUCCUUUUGCGCGGCUGUCGCACCUCCUUCCCCUACCCUUCGCCUUUCCUUCCACUAUAUUUUAUCCUACGGACCACCUUCUGCUCAUUUGGUGAAAAUUCAUUCCGCUUCCUUGCAUCUCGCUGUCUCUGCUGCUGCUUCUGCUGCGUGAAGAGCUCUGCUUUGGUUCUCAGUAUCAUCGGAAGGCCGCCGAUUGAGAUGUUAGCAUAAUUAUUGUGUUGUUGAACCUUGCCCAGAACAGGAAGGGGAUCAAAAGAACUUUUUUUUUAAAAAAAAAAAAAAGAGCACAAAGUUAUGAGGUAUCGGGAGAGAUGGCAAUGGAAGUCAGCAAAUGAAGGAUAGACAGAGGUGGAAGGCCGAGGAGGACGACAUAUUGCGUGCUUAUGUAAAGCAGUAUGGAGCCAGGGAGUGGCACCUCGUUUCCCAGCGCAUGAACGUUGCCCUUGAUAGGGACGCCAAAUCCUGCUUGGAGAGGUGGAAGAACUACCUCAAGCCCGGGAUCAAGAAAGGGUCGCUGACCGAGGAGGAGCAGCACCUCGUCAUUCGCCUGCAGGCCAAGCACGGCAAUAAGUGGAAGAAGAUCGCGGCCGAGAUCCCUGGGCGUACCGCCAAGCGGCUAGGCAAGUGGUGGGAGGUCUUCCGGGAGAAGCAGCAGAGGGAGCGUCGGGAGAUCAUCGAGAAAUCCUCUGCUUCCGCCGCCGAGCCAGGCAAGUACGACCGCAUCCUCGAGGGCUUUGCGGAGAAGCUAGUCAAGGAGCAGCAGGUCGCGCCGCUGUUGAUGGCCACCCCUUUCCUCCCACCGUGGCUCGCGAACAAUGGCGCCGGCGGCCACAGACCUCCGCCACCGCCGCCAUCGGUUACUCUGACGCUCUCGCCGUCAGUUACGCCUCCGUCUCCCAGGCCGUGGCUUCAGGCUGAACGGGGGGGCGAAGGUAGAUUGGGUUUGGGUAACUCGCAGCAUGGCAUCGAAGGCGGACAUAUCAUGCCGGAGCUGGUCGAGUGCUGCAGGGAAUUGGAGGACGGGCACCGGGCGUGGAUGGAACACAAAAAGGAAGCAGCUUGGAGACUGAAGCGGCUGGAACUGCAGCUGGAGACGGAGAAGGCAUGCAAAAGGAGGGAGAAGCUGGAGGAGAUCGAGGCCAAGGUGCGGGCGCUGAGGGAGGAGCAGAAGGCGGCGCUGGAGAGAAUUGAGGUAGAGUACAAGGAGCAGAUUGCCGGGCUGAAGAAAGACGCGGAGGCAAAGGAGCAAAAAUUAGCAGAUCAGUGGGCCGCAAAGCAUAUGCGGCUGAGCAAGUUUCUGGAGCAGCUGAGCGGCCGCCACUGGCUUCCGGCGGAGAUGAACGGUCGGUGAAGAGAGAAGCCGACCUCAGAGACUAAUUUUUUACUGGUGUCUUCAUUGCUCUUUCAUUUGCCAAGUCCUAAAUCUUAUCUUUAGAAGUACUAUUGUUGCUGUUUGAAUCGUAAUGCCAUAUAUACUAUCUUUCUAUUUCAUGAUUA